UACUUCACUAUAACUUAUUUUAUUAAAGGGUUCUGAGAAUACCUAAAUCUAAAUGACUACAUCACAAUGGAGUCGUCUAAAAUUGUGUUGAAGGUUACUGUGAUUAUUCACUUCAUCUUAACGGUGUGGGCUACAACAAGCAGCUUCUUACCGGAUUCUUACAUUUAUAUGAAUUUGUUUGUUUUGCUGAUCGGUGUAUUUGCCAAUGUACAUAGUAAAUCUGAAGAGGCAGUUUUCUUGUUUUUUGUUCUCCACUGCUUUACCAUUGCACAGGACGUGCUAUUCAUUGGUAUAUACCAACCUAUAGCAGAUGCAACCUACGAGGUACCCAACCAACCUAACAGCGUGAAGAAUAUAUACAGAUUUAGUCUUGGUAUAUGCAUUGUGAACUUGAUAAUAAAACCAGCGACUGCUUUCCUACUGUACAAAGUGUGGCAAGAGAGACAGGGAAAGCCGGUUAAGCUUCCAUUCAACAUUCCAUGGAUAGCGUCAUCUGCUCUACCAGCAAAACCAAAUAGAAGAUCGUCUAAUGUUUCAGAAGACGGUUCGGAAAUGGAGACGGACCUAGUUGCAAGCAUUAUCACGGUGUUGACAGAUCAGCUGAAGGUUGUUUUGAUAGAACAUCUACGCCAAGGGUAAUGGAAAACAGUCGCUUGACAUUCUAACGUGGGGAUUUAUGAUGAUACCAUUGUGCAUUAAUUUUUAUCGAAUCUGUUCAUCUGACAAUAUACUCAGUCUGACUCUCAUAAGAACAAUUUUCUCCUUGCAGCAUUGUAAUUUUUAGAAAUCUAAGUAUUAGCAAUCCACAUAGGCUUGCACCACUUUACUUAUAAUUUUCUAUAAUGUUAAUACUCGCUUUUGAGAAAAUGUAAAUGAUCAAGUCUUUACUAACAAUAAUUCAAUAAACGAUUAUACAAUUA
Molecule: messenger RNA, 920 nt
Organism: Mytilus californianus (California mussel)
Lineage: Eukaryota; Metazoa; Mollusca; Bivalvia; Mytilida; Mytilidae
Product: type-1 angiotensin II receptor-associated protein-like
Exons: 8
Coding region: 67-639 (190 amino acids)
Biological process (GO): angiotensin-activated signaling pathway
Cellular component (GO): plasma membrane
Source: RefSeq, a predicted model, not a curated record